This is a messenger RNA of Eurytemora carolleeae, 661 nucleotides long. RefSeq names its product 39S ribosomal protein L17, mitochondrial (gene mRpL17). Gene Ontology annotation, molecular function: structural constituent of ribosome. Gene Ontology annotation, cellular component: mitochondrial large ribosomal subunit; ribosome. The record is from RefSeq and is a predicted model, not a curated record. The coding region runs from base 50 to 619 and encodes 189 amino acids. Gene Ontology annotation, biological process: translation. Lineage: Eukaryota; Metazoa; Arthropoda; Copepoda; Calanoida; Temoridae. The transcript has a single exon.
UUAAUUUGACCGACUUAAUUUUUUCAGAUUGACAUAAUCCUGGGUAAAGAUGAAUCAGGCCGAGGUUGGGAAAUUGAUUUCUCAAAUGAGGUUCAAGGUACAACCCAAACCCUGGUUACUGGUCUCCAAGGAGUCAUUGAAUCGAGGGAUGAGAGGACAGCUCCUCGCCACCAGGAAGUCCGUGACGGCCCUCAUCAAAGACGAGAGGGUGGAGUUCACAUACGGUCGAGGAGUUGUUGCCCGGGAGUAUACAGAGAGAUUACUCCAGGAAGCUGUUGCACACGGAGAUAAACACAUUCCAACCAUGGACCUGGCGAGCUGGUGGCUCACGGAUAAAUCAUUAGUUCAUAAAUUGUUUAAGGUUUUGGUUCCAAGGUUCCAGGAUAUGUCCUGCUCCUAUACCAGGAUGCUCAAGGCUCCGAUGGUCUAUAAACCGGAAGGUGGUCCCAUCGAGGGGAAAGAUAGAGUUGUCCUGGAGCUCCGAGGAAACCCGUUCCCUCCUCUUUUUUACAGUAAUACUGAACCUAACCGGGCUCAUAUUCACAAUGUUCUGCUCAACGAGGCGAGACGAGAAGCGAGAUUACAAAAAGAAUAUAAUUUAAACCAAGGAGCUAAAUAAACAUCAUGAUAAACCUAAAUAAUUAUGCAUUUCUAUUUCAGA